AUGCCGCUUGAGCGCGACCCUGGUCACUGCUCUGAAUCGCAGAUCGGAACAGGAAUCGCUGCCCUGGUGGCGGGCUGGCUGCAAACGCGACCAGCGGGCAGCGGGCAGCGUGCUGGUGUUGUUGUAUCCAUGGCCGCCAUGACCACGGCCGUCGCCAUGGCUUCCUACACAAGUGUCUUUGUCGACGAGCGGGCAGCGGGCAGGCAGAGGGACAGUACGGGCGUCUGGACCAGCUGGACCUGUCAGGUCGCUUUUGGGGAUGAACAGCAACGGCCCUCCCACACAAAAACAGCGCCGCCCGUGAGGCCGAGGGCGGCGCUAGACGCCAGCUGGGCACGGCCCGGGACUUGCAACGCCCGCCAUUGGCUGCACACGGGCGCUAGUCCCGCUCAAGUCAGAUUGACGGUCAACUGGUGA
This is a messenger RNA of Bipolaris maydis ATCC 48331, 417 nucleotides long. NCBI's taxonomy places the organism in Eukaryota, Fungi, Ascomycota, Dothideomycetes, Pleosporales, Pleosporaceae. The record is from RefSeq and is a predicted model, not a curated record.